CCUCGCUCAGUUGACUGGUGUGCCCUGAGCGGGUGGGUAGCAUUGUUUUGUAAGGUUGCUUGGUUCCUUCAGACUCGGUGAUUCCUUGAAGAUCUGCAGAGUUUCUUCCAAGUUUCCCUUUUGGUCGCCCGCUGAAAGGGAAAAGACUCAUCGAGCGCUAUGUAAAGUGAAUUCGCUCUAAUUAGUGCCGAAUUACACUAUCUUAAGUGAUGAAUAAUCUUUCUCAUAGCAGAUAGAUCUAUCUAGUGAAUGAGAUUCCAGUGCGUUUAGUGAAAUCUGUGUUGUGUGAAUUGAGUUUGAUUUUCUUGAAAGGAGGGAAUGUAAAUGCAAGGAAGUAGUGCAUGCUAAGAGUGAGUCAGAUCAGAUUGCAAGUAUCUGACUUGAGUUGCAUCUUCGUGGUACGUGCAUUCGGAUUAUGGCAGAUUUUGGGAAGACUCUGAAGUUUACAUAUGGUGCAGUGCAGUGUUUACUUUUUUUGUGAGGCAUCCAUUCGGCCGACUACCUAUAGUUUUCAUAGCAGGCACUGUUGCCAAAUUUGACCGAAGAAUCUAUCUUUCUUACGGAAAGAUAUCCUAAUGUUAAAACAAUCGGUUGGUGUAGAUUCAGUUUAUUGACCAGAAAUUUGGAUAUUAUCACUCAUAGAGGAUUAUAUAUUUUGCUCCAGUGUUCCAGUAAACUCACAGAUUCGUGAAAUGUUCAAAUUACGCCCAGCAACUUUAACUUUAUUUAUUAUUAUUUUUAUAUUAGUCCAAGAUCUAUCUUUAAGCAAUGCACAACACCGCCCCAACCCCCAAUCUCGAGGAAGGCGACCUGUUCAAAGAGCUCGCCGCCCACAACAGAGGGUCCAUCCAUGUGAACAGAGUUCAUGUUAUCCGGCCACGGGAAAUCUGCUGAUCGGACGUGAAAAUCGCCUUACAGCCUCAUCGACAUGUGGCAUACGUGGACCGGAAAGAUUCUGUAUCGUUUCACAUCUUGAGGAGAAGAAAUGCUUCUUGUGCGAUACAAGACGAGAAACAGAAAAUGACCCAAUGUUGAAUCAUCGAAUUGGACAGAUUAUUUAUCCAACUCAGCCUGGGACUCGCAUCCCAACAUGGUGGCAAUCUGAAAACGGAAAACAAAAUGUCACCAUCCAGCUCGAUUUAGAAGCUGAAUUCCAUUUUACUCACAUGUUCAUUGUUUUCGCAACAUUCCGACCGGCUGCUAUGCUUAUUGAACGUUCCUUUGAUUUCGGCAAGACAUGGCAUAUCUACAAGUACUUCGCUCACGAUUGUGAUAAAUCUUUCCCACAUGCGCCACUGGUUAUUCAAAAUAUCACCGAUGUAGUUUGCGACCAUCGCUAUUCAAACGUGGAACCAUCGAAGGAUGGCGAAGUUAUUUUUAGGGUUCUACCGCCCAAUAUCAAGAUCGAGAAUCCCUACGCUCCGCAUAUACAGAAUAUGCUGAAGAUGACCAACUUGAGAGUGAAUUUCACCAAAUUACACAACCUGGGCGAUACUCUGUUGGAUGACCGCGAGGAGAUCCAGGAGAAGUAUUACUAUGCCAUAAGCAAGAUGGUCGUGAGAGGGUCAUGUUCCUGCUAUGGACACGCUUCACGAUGCUUACCGCUUGACGGAGUGGCUAAUGUGGUAGAUAUGGUCCAUGGAAAAUGUGAAUGUACACAUAAUACCAAGGGCUUGAACUGUGAGGAGUGUGAGGACUUCUACAACGAUCUACCAUGGAAGCCAGCUUUGGGAAAACAGACGAACGCUUGCAAGAAAUGUACAUGCAACAACCAUGCGACAAGUUGUCACUUCGAUCAAGCUGUCUACGAGCACUCGGGACGAGUGAGUGGAGGAGUGUGUGAUAACUGCCAGCACAAUACUGUCGGGCAACAUUGCGAGGAGUGUAUCCAGUUCUUCUAUCGCGACCCUCUUGAGGAUCUUCAGAGCCCUCAUGUUUGUAAACCAUGCGACUGUGAUCCUAGCGGCUCUCUGGACGAUGGAAUCUGCGACUCUGUAAAUGAUCCUGCAAAUGGCAUCGAAGCCGGGGCAUGCCACUGCAAAGCAAACGUCAAAGGACGUCGCUGCGAUACGUGUAAGGACGGCUUUUGGAACUUGGACGAGAGGAAUCCCCUUGGUUGCUCCAAUUGUACUUGCCACACUCUUGGAACUAUUUUCAAUUCCGGGUGCAAUAUGUACACGGGCGAAUGUACUUGUAAACGCCUUGUGACGGGCAAGGACUGUAACGAAUGUAUGCCUGAAACGUAUGGAUUGUCCGAUAGUCAGGAUGGCUGUUCACUAUGUAAUUGUGAUCCUGGUGGUUCGUUGGAUAAUUUCUGCGAUGUGAUUACGGGUCAGUGUAGAUGUCGUUCGCAUAUGACUGGAAGAACGUGCGAUACUCCAUUACAAAACUAUUUCAUUCCAUCCUUGCACAAUGUCUAUGAAGCUGAAAUUCCAAGGAUUACUGAGUGUAUCAGCCGAUCUUACGGAAAUUGCAGCAUUGUCCUUCAAGAGCUCCCAACUGAUCGUCCACCACAGUGGACCGGUCCAGGUUACGAACGUGUUCCCGAGAAAACUGAACUUCAAAUUCAAGUAGAUGGAGUCCCGCGAACGAUGACCUAUGAUGUAGUUGUACGUUAUCUGACACAAACUCGUGGUAAUUGGGAAGAUGCCCGAAUUACUUUAGAACGUCCAGAGGGAUACGAUCCCGAAGGACCUUGCGCCAAUUCACAUCCUUCAUACGAACAACAAAUUCCAUUCAGUCUGCCUGAGAACGACAAUAAAGUGGUAGCCCUACAUGAUAUCUGCUUGGAGGAAAAUAAAGUGUACAAAUUCAAAAUACAUUUCGAACGACAUAGAAACUCUGAGGAUAAUCCAGCAGCGCAGAUCCUUAUAGAUUCGUUGUCUUUAGUGCCGCAUAUCGAAGCUACUCCUAUUUUCUCCGGAUCACCUCCAUCUGAAAAUCGACGCAGGGAGUAUGUUCGUUACGGAUGCAACCAGACCUACUACGAUUUGAACUAUGACAAGAGCUCGCAUCCGGAGUGUAAGGAUUUCUUCAAUAUUGUCAGUAUCUACGUUUUUGAUGGAGCGUCAUCUUGCGAAUGCGAUGCUACUGGUUCGCUCAGCAAACAAUGUGAGCAGUUUGGAGGAAUGUGCCAAUGCAAACCUAAUGUUGUGGGACGGAGAUGCGACCGAUGUGCUCCAGGAACCUAUGGUUUCGGCCCUGAAGGCUGCAAAGCCUGCGACUGUAACAGCAUUGGGGCUCGUGAUAACGACUGCGACCUAAUCACAGGUCAAUGUAACUGCCAUCCAAACACCUAUGGUCGUGAGUGUGACGAAUGUCAGCCAGGAUUCUGGAACUUCCCGAAUUGCCAAAUGUGCUACUGUAAUGGUCACACACAAAAUUGCGAUCCUCGCACAGGGGAAUGUCUAUCCUGUUCGGACUACACUACGGGAUUCUAUUGCGAGAAAUGUAUUGCAGGAUACUAUGGAGAUCCACAGCUGGGAAGCGAAAUAGGCUGCAGACCUUGUCGUUGUCCUGGCACCUUUAAUACUUCACACGUCUAUGCAACCAGCUGUGAUUUGGAUGUACGCACAAACGAUAUGGUGUGUUACUGUAAUGAAGGAUAUUCUGGUCCUCGGUGCGACGUAUGUGCCGAUAAUUACUAUGGACUUCCAUCUGUACCUGGUAACGCUUGUUGGAAAUGUGAGUGCAAUGGAAAUACCGAUGAACGAGAUACUGGCAAUUGUCACUCAGAGACAGGAGAAUGUUUAAAAUGCUUGCACAACACCGGAGGAAAUCAUUGUGAACAUUGCCGUGAUGGAUUCUUUGGUGAUGCCCUGCAUCAGGACUGUCGACAAUGCAACUGUGAUGUCCUGGGGACAAAUCAGACAAUUCAGCAUUGCAAUCGGGUUUCGGGUCAAUGUCCUUGUUUGAAAAAUGUCGAUGGAAUACGAUGUGACCAUUGCAUUGAAAAUCAUUGGAAGAUAGCAAGCGGUGAGGGUUGUGAAGCGUGCGAUUGUGAUCCUAUCGGAGCAGAAUCUAACCAAUGUAAUCCGUAUGAUGGACAAUGUAAGUGUAAACCUGGAUUCGGUGGACGCCGUUGCAACCAAUGUGAGACCAACUUCUGGGGAGAUCCAAAUGUUCAGUGUCAUCCUUGCGAUUGCAACCCCUAUGGAUCCGCUCAUUAUCAAUGCGAUCGUGAAACCGGCCAGUGUGUAUGCCAGCGUGGUAUUGGUGGCUAUAAAUGUGACCAAUGUGCCCGUGGAUUCUUUGGCGAGGCACCAUCCUGUUCCGAGUGUGGUGAAUGUUUCGAUAAUUGGGAUGGCAUCCUGAAGAACAUUGAAGCAGAAACCAAAGAAGCAAUUGAACGUGCCAAACAGAUUCAGCAUAUUGGAGCAACGGGCGCCUAUUCCAGUGAAUUCAAUGCCAUGGAAGAGAAAAUCAGAACCAUUCAGCAACUUUUAGAUAAUACCACAGUUGGCAUGCAAGAUAUUGAGCUAUUGAAUGAUCGGGUUUCUGACCUGACAAAACACUAUCAAAACACCCGUAAAAACUGGGGAGAAGUGGACGGAACAUCACAGGAACUCUAUUCCACUAUCAACUUAGCAGAAGUAAAGAUCUCUUCCUUGAAAGACCAGAGUGGCGUCCUUAAGUCUAUGGCGGACGCUUUGAAAGGGAACAAGACUGAACUGCAGGAAGGUAUCAUAGAUGGCGCCUUGAACUUGACGCGUACAGCCCUGGAUCGUUAUCGAGCUCUAGGAUCAGUCAAAGCUGAAACGGAUGAACUCAAUGCGAACGCAGAACGCCAGUGCAAACGAACAGAAACGCUAUUCGAACGAAACAAGGAAGAGUUCGACCGGCUUCUUAAGGAUAACGAUGAUUCCAUAGACAAGUACCGAGCACUGUUGAACGAGCUGAGUGCUGAAAUACCAGAUCUCAACAACGAUGUAUGCGACGGACGAGGCGAUCCUUGUGAUAGUUUAUGCGGAGGUGCAGGAUGCGGAACCUGUGGAGGCCUAGCAUGUGAAAAAGGAGCUUUAACAAUAGCUGAAAAAGCUUUGAGUAUUGUUAAGGAAACCGAAAAGAAGAUCAAGGAAAAGAAGGAGAUCGCUGACAAUUUGAUAAGAUCCUUGGCACAAGCUAAAGCCAAUGCUUCUGAGGCGUUUACUACAGCCAAGUCCGCACAUUAUGACACCGAACUUUACCUCAACCGCACUAACGACUUCAUCAAGCGAGGUACUGAAUCUCUAACUGCACUCUCCAAUAUUCUCAACGACGAGACAGCAUCAAUUGACGAAAUUAAAGAGCUUGCUGAAAAAACUCUUAGGUCGGAUCUGCACUUGGAUCCUCAGGCAAUUGACGUUCUUGGGAAGAAAAUAGCCGAAGUGGUGUUAUCAUUGGAAAAUGUCGAGUCAAUUAUUCAGAAUACGCGACAAGAUCUGGAUCGAGUGGACCAAUUGAAAUUGAAAGCAAAUCAAACUAAGCAAGAAGCUGACGCUGUUCUCGAAGUAGCAAAUGAAGUGGUUAAAGCGCUAGAUGAAGCCCAAAUUGCCCAGGAUAAAGCACAGGAAUCGAUCACAAAAGCUGAGAAUGAUAUAAGCUUGGCGAAAGAGGAUUUGUCCAAGAUUGACGCCGAAACCAAACAAGCUGCUGCUCCGGCUAAUGAAACUGCAACGAGGGUUGAUCAACUAGUCACCAAAAUCAAUAAGCUGAAAAAGAACGCAGCCAAGAACGAGCAUGAUGUUCGCAGUAUUCAGCAACAAUUGAAACUUGUCGAACAAGACUCUGUCAAUGCUCACGAAUUGGCCUUUAAACUGCAACAGUCCUUCGGAGAGGCCAAUAAAACCCUAAACUUAAGGGCUUCGACUUCCACUAUAGCUCGUGAACGGGCACAGCAGCUGCUGAAGCGCGCCUCUAAGCUGACCGUCGAUACUGAUGAGAAAUUGAAGGAACUUCAAGGUAUGGUCAACGUAUACGACGACAAAGUGAAUCGAUUGAACGAGUUACAAAACACUAUCAACUCCCUCUCAGAGCAAAUGGAGACCCAUUUGGAGAAAAUUUCAUCCGAUGCCUCAAGAUAUCGCAUUUGCACUACCUAAUCGAAUCUUUACCUAAGUCCAAUACUUUACAUAAUUCAUAUAUCGACGUAAGUCGACUUGAAAAAAAUUGAUAUUCACUGAAGAAAAAAAUUGAACCAUGAAUCUUCCAAUAACGACAAAACGAACAAAAACAAAGGAAAUCAAAUUUCCCAGAAAUACUGUGCCAAAUCAAUCAAUAACAUGGCUUAGACUAUCAAAACUCAGACUUUCUAUUUUUUAACACUCAUAUUCAGCCCUGAUUCCUUCCUUGCCUUGUCUAUAGACACGAGGUUCUUUCUACCUAAAAAUCUAAGAUUGUAUCUAAAAAAACAAAAAAAACCCGUUUUAAUUUGCGAAUAUCUUAUCUCGGGAACCAGUUUUUCCUUUCAUCAGUGCCAGUUCUUCCUGGUCUAAGCCAUCAAAUUUCUAAAUCAUUAUUAAUUUUAAUAGUAGACUUAAUGCAUCGUCGUCAAUUGUCUCCUCUUUCACUGCCAGGAUUAAGUCAGCAUUAAUAGAUAAAAAAAAAUAGAAAAGGACAAUGCUAAGCCUGCCAUCUAGCGAAUAACUUCUAUACACUUCCAGCAUUUCAAUCUAAAUCUUUCUUUGAACAUUUUUAAAAUUUUCGUGCUCGUACUUAAAAGCAGUCUCGUGUCAUUUUAAGGAUUUCAGAACCCAAAAAAGUAUCUAAAGGUUCGUAUUUGGACAACCCCCAAGAACAAACUAUUGGGCGCGAGCUAUGAAAAAGAUAAUAUUCGUUCUAGUAAUGUAAAUUAUUUCGUUUUUUUUUAUAUUUUUAAUCAGCCUGAAGCUCAUUUGAUUACAAUAUGCUUCCAGGGAAUAAAUGAGUAAAAUCUCCGCUUUAUAAUCUAACACAUGCAUUUCAAAUGAAACUUAGUUAUGUAGUAGUGCAUUGUAAAAUAUACACGCCAUACUCGUUGAUAGAAAUAAAUUUGAACACUUACAAGAAAUAAAA
Messenger RNA from Hermetia illucens (black soldier fly), 7032 nucleotides. It is a transcript of the gene LanB1, whose product is annotated as laminin subunit beta-1. The coding region runs from base 693 to 6080 and encodes 1795 amino acids. The record is from RefSeq and is a predicted model, not a curated record. Gene Ontology annotation, cellular component: basement membrane. Lineage: Eukaryota; Metazoa; Arthropoda; Insecta; Diptera; Stratiomyidae. The transcript has 18 exons. Gene Ontology annotation, biological process: axon guidance.